AUGGCAAGGCAAGAACCUUUGUUGCCUUCUUCUUCCUUUAGCUAUCGAUGGAAAUACGAUGUGUUUCUCAGCUUUAGAGGAGAAGAUACUCGUCACGGUUUCACUGGCCAUCUCUACAAAACUCUUCAUGAUAGUGGAAUUCACACAUUCAUUGAUGAUGAAGAGCUUCAAAGAGGAGAGGAAAUCACACCAUCACUUCUCAAGGCUAUUGAAGAAUCCAGGAUUGCCAUCACUGUGUUCUCCAAGAACUAUGCUUCUUCUUCAUUUUGCUUGGAAGAACUAGUCCAUAUCCUUCACUGCAUCAAGGAAAAGGGUCGGUUGGUUUUGCCCGUUUUUUAUGACGUUGAGCCAUCUCACGUGCGCCAUCAGUUAGAUAGCUAUGAUGAAGCACUCUCUACUCAUGAGAAGAGGUUUAAGGAUGACAUGGAGAAGGUGCGGAAAUGGAGGGUGGCUCUGUGUCAAGCAGCUGACUUGUCUGGCUUUCAUUUCAAACAACAAGGUAGGAAUGAAAAUGAAUAUGAGUUUAUUGAGAAAAUUGCUAAAGUGGUGUUCAACAAGAUUAACCGGGUUCCUUUACAUGUUGCGGAUUAUCCAGUUGGAUUGGAGUCUAAAGUGCUACAAGUGAUCUCACUUCUCAAAGUUGGAUCUGAUGGAGUCCAUAUGAUAGGGAUCCAUGGAAUUGGUGGCAUAGGGAAGACCACUGUUGCUCGAGCAAUUUAUAAUUUGAUUGCCGAAUCAUUUGAAGCUUUGUGUUUUCUUGAUAAUGUAAGAGAAAAUUCAAUUAAAUAUGGAUUAAAACAUAUCCAAGAGACGCUUAUUUCUAAAGUAUUCGGAGAGAAGGAUAUUGAGUUAGCAAGUGUCAAUGAAGGAAUUUCAAUAAUAGAGCAUAGGCUCCACGGAAAGAAAGUUCUUUUGGUUCUUGAUGAUGUUGACAAACUUGAGCAGUUGCGAGCAACUGUUGGAGGGCUUGCCGCUCCCAAGUGGACUCUUCAGGUUGAACUACUCAGUCUCGGAUUUGGAUCUUAUGUGGAGAAACACAUGACAUUGUGA
This is a messenger RNA of Gastrolobium bilobum, 1050 nucleotides long. Its product is annotated as TMV resistance protein N-like. Gene Ontology annotation, biological process: signal transduction; defense response. Gene Ontology annotation, molecular function: ADP binding. The coding region runs from base 1 to 1050 and encodes 349 amino acids. The record is from RefSeq and is a predicted model, not a curated record. Lineage: Eukaryota; Viridiplantae; Streptophyta; Magnoliopsida; Fabales; Fabaceae. The transcript is spliced from 3 exons.